Messenger RNA from Auxenochlorella protothecoides, 480 nucleotides. RefSeq lists its product as hypothetical. The coding region runs from base 1 to 480 and encodes 159 amino acids. The record is from RefSeq and is a predicted model, not a curated record. The transcript has a single exon. Lineage: Eukaryota; Viridiplantae; Chlorophyta; Trebouxiophyceae; Chlorellales; Chlorellaceae.
AUGGGCGCUGCAGCUUCUCGGGCGCCAGGGCGGCGGCGAUGCGGUCCAGCCCCUUCUCCAGCUGCUCCAUGGAGGUCGCGUAGGAGAUGCGGAAGCAGGCCGGCUCGCCAAAGGCCUCUCCGGGGACAACCACCACGUGCGCCACCUCCAGGAUGUAUCUUUUUGCGGGGAGGGGUUGAGAGCGGGGCAGAGAUGUGUGGGUGCAUGUGUGUGCAUGAAGGUGCACAUGCACCUGCUCAGGUGCACGACGGAGUCUCGAGCAAUGGGGCACACUCCUUCUAUACAGUGCAUCAGCUGGUGGUGCUCUCCCUGCCGAGCACCAUUCGCGCGCCCAUCACCCCUCCCUCACACCUCGCCCCACACAGAGGCAUGCCUCACCCUUUCCCUCACCUGCACAGCUCGGCCACGGUGGGCACCGGCCCGAAUCCCGGGGCUUCAGCGCCCGGCCCCACCAGGGCCGAGGCGUCGGGAAACACGUAA